AUGUUGGCCACGGUUGCUCUGGUGCUCGGGGCGGCGCUCAGCGCCAGCGCACACUACACGUUCCCCAAGGCCGGGACGGGGGGCGACUGGCAGUACGUGCGCAAGGCGGACAACUGGCAGAGCAACGGCUUCGUCGGCAACGUGGCCUCGGAGCAGAUCCGCUGCUUCCAGUCGAGCAGCGCGGCAGCGCUGGCGACGUUCAACGCCACUGCCGGCUCGACGGUGACCUACGGCGCCGCCCCCAACGUAUAUCACCCGGGCCCCAUGCAGUUCUACCUGGCGCGGGUCCCCGACGGCGAGACCGUCAACACGUGGAAGGGCGACGGCGCCGUGUGGUUCAAGAUCUACCAAGAGCAGCCAAACUUUGGCGGCCAGCUGACGUGGCCCAGCACCGGCAAGAGCUCGUUCACCGUGUCGAUCCCCAAGUGCAUCACGUCGGGCUUCUAUCUGCUGCGGGCGGAGCACAUUGCACUGCACUCGGCGUCGACGGCCGGCGGCGCGCAGUUCUACAUCUCGUGCGCGCAGCUCGGCGUCACGGGCGGCGGCAACACCGACCCGCCCGCCUCAUACAAGGUCGCCUUCCCCGGCGCCUACAAGGCCGCCGACCCCGGCAUCCAGAUCAACAUCAACUACCCCGUGCCUACGUCGUACAAGAACCCCGGGCCGGCCGUCUUUUCCUGCUAG
This is a messenger RNA of Lasiosphaeria miniovina, 684 nucleotides long. Its product is annotated as magnesium-bound glycoside hydrolase 61 isoform E from Thiela Terrestris. NCBI's taxonomy places the organism in Eukaryota, Fungi, Ascomycota, Sordariomycetes, Sordariales, Lasiosphaeriaceae. The transcript has 2 exons. The record is from RefSeq and is a predicted model, not a curated record. Bases 1 to 684 code for a protein of 227 amino acids.